Molecule: messenger RNA, 2298 nt
Organism: Polypterus senegalus (gray bichir)
Lineage: Eukaryota; Metazoa; Chordata; Cladistia; Polypteriformes; Polypteridae
Product: claudin-23-like
Exons: 2
Coding region: 160-948 (262 amino acids)
Biological process (GO): cell adhesion; bicellular tight junction assembly
Cellular component (GO): bicellular tight junction; plasma membrane
Molecular function (GO): structural molecule activity
Source: RefSeq, a predicted model, not a curated record
GAGAAAUCGGAGUGCAUUUCCGCCAUUCCAGCACACUGCCCCUCGCUGCGGUGACUCGCCGACCCCUGAAUUACACUCUGUUGUCGACUUCACCGGUAAGGCAGCAGGUAACAGGAUUCUCUUUGACAAACGCGAGCGCCUCAGGCAGACAGAAGAAACAUGCGGACCCCGGUGGUGAUGAUUAUUGGGCUCGUGCUGGCCCCCUGUGGGUUCCUUCUCAGCCUCAUCGCCACAUUCAGCCCUGACUGGAGGGAACUAAGAUCGGUAAGCGGCGCCCCUGUGGACGAAGUCAUCCAGCAAGGCAUAUGGGACGUGUGUAUAGCAUCGGACAUUUCGAGCUCGGUCGCCUGCGGCCAGUCGGACUCCACUUACUUCUCGCAACAGGUGAUUACGGUGGCCAGAGGUCUGAUGCUCGCAUCCCUUCUGGUUAUGGCAGGCGGCAUCGUGAUGGCAUCUCUGGGGGUCAGGUGUUGGCAAGACAAUCCAAACUGGCUGAUCGCUGGUCUGAGUGGGAUCGUCAUCUUUAUUUCUGGCGUUCUGUCGCUAAUCCCAGUGGCCUACUACACCAACAUGUUGUCCAACAUCACCACGACAUUCACGGCGGCGAAAUUCCAGGUGGGCUACAGCAUCGUCAUCGGCUACAUCGGCAGCUGUUUCGAGCUGAUCAGCGGCGCGUUUCUUAUUCUGUGUCUCUUCCACUUAUGCAAGAAAAGAAACGAGAAGCAGGCGAAUAGCUUCUACAAUAAAUACUACCGGGAAAGCUCGCCAAAGACGCACAUCAGGACCAUCGACGUGCCCGACAUGACCAGGGAGCACCGGCGGUCGCCCUCCUUCGGUAUUGAAGAUUUUUCGCAGCCCCCAAACCGACAGACCCCAAAAAGGCAGACUCCCCGAGAGUUUGUUUCGACGGAUUUCACCAGAAACGAGCCCUGUGAUGCCGAUUUAUAGCCGGGAAGGUGACAGUAGAGGACCGCGAUGGACCAAAAAAAAAAAAACUUCUUUCUUUAUUAAAAAGUCGGAUGUUUCAUAAGAGACUUCAGCAAAUAUAACAAUUGCCAAGUUUAUUUAGAAUGCAACAACAGGACUGGGAAAAAAAAAUCGGCAUUUGUGUCGAAAUUUAAAACUGGCAACUUUUAGACUUCUAAUUUUAAAAAAAGACUUUGGUAAGAAAACUGUGACCUGCAGGGUCCCUGUAAUGGCACUUUACGGGGAUGUGUGGUUCAUUGUAAUGAUUCAUUCCCUUUUGUGAAGGGCUCUUUGCACAUGAAGUUGGGUCUUCGGGCUUUGGAAAAGAUUCCUAACGUGCAUAAAACACAAAUCUUUAAAGUAUAGUAAGCUACACAGCCGGACUUGAACUUAAAGGUCUGUGUUAUUGUAUGCGGCGAGAGUCCUUUUAAAAUCAGCAACCUUGGUUAUCACAUUCGUGGUUAUUUUAUGAAGUCCGUUAGGAAUCGAAAGAAGUAAAGGACCCCUUCAAGAAAGCAGGCAGGAUGCAACAAUGGGCCCAUCUUUGACGGAAGAAAGACACUGGGAUAUGCAAUAAAGUAUUUUAACAGCAAAACAUGAUACUGUAAUUAUAGCAGUGAGUAGAUCAAUGAUUUUAUUCAGAUUUUUUUUUUUUAAUUUUGCAUUAUUGUUCAGUUCCACCGGCGGGUCCAAAGCAAUGGGUCUGAAUUUAAAGGCUGAGCAAUUCACUUUUAAACUUCUGGGUGAGCACCGGGGUGUCCUAUACAAAUGAAGACCACGUAUGGGGUACAGCAAAAGAAAAAUACAUGGAUGAGUGGGUCCGACUUGAGCUGUCUGGCUACUGAAAGAAUGGCUCAUUGGAGUCACAUUCCCAGCUUCUUUGUGGAGUUCUGAUGUUCUUCCCAUUUGCUUGUGGGUGGGUUUCCAAAUAUGUGCCAUCCGAGAUGUUGCCACACAGUUUUGGGUGGGUGUGGCUGUAGCCCUGUGACUGUGUGGUGUCCCUUCAGGGGCUGUUGGUAUGGAUGUGCUAGAAGACGUGGAAUGCUCCGGAAAGAGGAGUGUGCUGGACAGGGAGAUUCUCAUCAGCACAAGUCUCGCUUCUUAUGGCCUUUGACGCCACUGGUGGACUUAAGACGGGCAGAAUGCAUGAAAGUGCGUGCAGUAAAGUUAAGCAUGUGCACUCUUGUCCAUUGAUGUGAAGAAUCUAAGUGUUUAUUUCCUUUAUAAACAUUGCAUUUGAUGGCUGUGACAAAAUUUGUUUAAGAGACAACAAUUGUUGUAUCUGUAUUUAAAAAUGAUGACCGUUCUUAAUAAAAUGUUUGAUUAUCUGCA